This is a messenger RNA of Haemonchus placei, 243 nucleotides long. NCBI's taxonomy places the organism in Eukaryota, Metazoa, Nematoda, Chromadorea, Rhabditida, Trichostrongylidae. The record is from the annotation of a GenBank genome assembly.
AUGGAGCAGAAUCGACUGAAUUACGAUCGCCCUCAUCAAAUUGAACUCGGAGUCGGCAGCUAUAAAGGCCUCUUCGACUAUGUGUUAGGUGGCAACGAUAUGACGGGUCCACCAGGUGUCAGGCGUGUUAUACUGCCUUCUUCGUUCCCAGCAUCACCCCGUGCAAUGGUACAAAGCUAUCAAGAUGCUAUGGCCAUUGUGUCGGAGUACGGGAAACCGGACCUAUUCAUCACGUUCACAUGA